GUCCGGGUCACCACCAUGGAUGCAGAGCUGGAGUUCGCCAUCCAGCCAAACACCACUGGGAAGCAGCUUUUCGAUCAGGUGGUUAAGACUAUUGGCCUACGGGAAGUGUGGUACUUUGGUCUCCAGUAUGUGGAUAAUAAAGGAUUUCCUACUUGGUUGAAACUUGAUAAAAAGGUGUCUGCCCAGGAGCUCAGGAAGGAGAACCCCCUGCAAUUCAAGUUCCGUGCCAAGUUCUACCCGGAGGACGUGUCCGAGGAGCUCAUCCAAGACAUCACGCAGAAGCUUUUCUUUCUCCAAGUGAAGGACGGGAUUCUGAGCGACGAGAUUUACUGUCCCCCGGAGACGGCAGUGCUCCUGGGCUCCUACGCCGUGCAGGCCAAGUUCGGAGACUACAACAAAGAGAUGCACAAGUCUGGGUACCUCAACUCCGAGCGCUUGAUCCCCCAAAGAGUGAUGGACCAGCACAAGCUCACACGGGACCAGUGGGAGGACCGCAUCCAGGUGUGGCAUGCUGAGCACCGAGGGAUGCUCAGAGACAGUGCCAUGUUGGAAUACCUGAAGAUCGCUCAGGACCUGGAGAUGUAUGGAAUCAACUAUUUUGAGAUCAAAAACAAAAAAGGAACAGACCUUUGGCUUGGAGUUGAUGCCCUGGGGCUGAACAUUUAUGAGAAAGACGAUAAGUUGACCCCAAAGAUUGGCUUCCCUUGGAGUGAAAUCAGAAACAUCUCGUUCAAUGACAAGAAGUUUGUCAUUAAGCCCAUCGACAAGAAGGCACCUGACUUUGUGUUUUACGCCCCCCGCCUGAGGAUUAACAAACGGAUCCUGCAGCUCUGCAUGGGCAACCACGAGCUGUACAUGCGCCGCCGCAAGCCCGACACCAUUGAGGUGCAGCAGAUGAAGGCCCAGGCCCGGGAGGAGAAACACCAGAAGCAGCUGGAGCGGCAACAGUUGGAGACGGAGAAGAAGAGGAGAGAGACCGUGGAGCGAGAGAAGGAGCAGAUGAUGCGGGAGAAGGAGGAACUGAUGAUGAGACUACAGGACUACGAGCAGAAAACCAAAAAGGCCGAGAAAGAACUCUCCGACCAGAUCCAGAGAGCCCUGCAGCUGGAGGAGGAGAGGAAGCGUGCCCAGGAGGAGGCCGAACGCUUGGAGGCUGACCGCAUGGCCGCGCUGCGGGCCAAGGAGGAGUUGGAACAGCAGGCCGUGGAUCAGAUAAAGAGCCAAGAGCAGCUGGCCGCUGAGCUCGCGGAGUACACAGCCAAGAUUGCCCUGCUGGAGGAGGCUCGCCGGCGCAAGGAGGACGAGGUGGAGGAAUGGCAGCACCGGGCCAAAGAGGCCCAGGACGACCUGGUGAAAACCAAGGAGGAGCUACACCUGGUGAUGACCGCGCCCCCGCCGCCCCCGCCACCUGUAUACGAGCCGGUGAAUUACCACGUUCAGGAGAACCCGCAGGAGGAGGGCACUGAAUACACGGGCUACAGCGCUGAGCUCUCCAGUGAGGGCAUUAUGGAUGACCGCAACGAGGAGAAGCGGAUCACCGAGGCCGAGAAGAAUGAGCGUGUGCAGCGGCAGCUGCGGACUUUGACCAACGAGCUGUCCCAGGCCAGAGACGAAAAUAAGAGGACCCACAACGACAUCAUCCACAACGAGAACAUGCGGCAAGGCCGCGACAAGUACAAGACGCUGCGGCAGAUCCGGCAGGGCAACACGAAGCAGAGGAUUGACGAGUUUGAGGCCAUGUAG
Messenger RNA from Chrysochloris asiatica (Cape golden mole), 1743 nucleotides. It is a transcript of the gene EZR, whose product is annotated as ezrin. Gene Ontology annotation, biological process: regulation of organelle assembly; regulation of cell shape; positive regulation of early endosome to late endosome transport. The transcript is spliced from 12 exons. Gene Ontology annotation, cellular component: cytoskeleton; microvillus; apical part of cell. Bases 16 to 1743 code for a protein of 575 amino acids. Lineage: Eukaryota; Metazoa; Chordata; Mammalia; Afrosoricida; Chrysochloridae. The record is from RefSeq and is a predicted model, not a curated record. Gene Ontology annotation, molecular function: actin binding; cell adhesion molecule binding.